AUGUUUUACAUCAUUGGACUGGGUCUUGGUGAUCCGGAGGACAUCACUGUGAAAGGGUUAAACAUCAUCAAACAAUGUGACCGCGUUUAUCUAGAAUCGUACACAUCGAUUUUAUGCUGUGGACAGGAGAAAUUGGAAGAAUUCUAUGGCAGAAAACUUAUUCUUGCCGAUCGAGAAAUGGUCGAACAACGGGCGGAUGAAAUUUUGGAAGGUGCCGACAUGCAAUCGAUAGCUUUCUUGGUCGUUGGAGAUCCGUUUGGAGCAACCACUCACACUGAUCUGAUGCUUCGAGCCAAGGAAAAAGACAUCAAAACAUCCAUUGUUCACAAUGCGUCGAUAAUGAAUGCGAUUGGAUGCUGCGGGUUACAACUGUAUCAUUUCGGCGAAACGGUUUCUAUUCCCUACUGGGAUGAUAACUGGAAGCCGGAUAGCUUUUACGAUAAAAUCGUAGCAAAUCUGCAACAUGGGCUACACACAUUAUGUCUUUUGGAUAUAAAAGUUAAAGAGCCAACGUUGGAGUCGUUAAUGAAGAAAAAACGCGAAUACAUGCCUCCCCGCUUUAUGUCGGUAGGUGAAGCGGCUGGACAGUUACUAGAGAUUGUCGCCAACAAGUCCACCAGUGAGGCAGAUAGUAAAGGACGCCAGAACGAGCAUGGGCUUAAUGAAAACUCGCUGGUUGUUGGACUCGCUCGUGUGGGUCAUGAAACGCAGCAAAUUGCAGCCCGUUCACUAAGAGAAAUGAAGGAUGUCGAUCUGGGACCACCGUUACACUCGCUAAUCAUUCCCAAUAGAAAUCUGCAUCCGUUGGAACAGGAAUUCUUACAACAGUUUAGCGACUAA
Molecule: messenger RNA, 840 nt
Organism: Anopheles marshallii
Lineage: Eukaryota; Metazoa; Arthropoda; Insecta; Diptera; Culicidae
Gene: Dph5
Product: diphthine methyl ester synthase
Exons: 2
Coding region: 1-840 (279 amino acids)
Biological process (GO): protein histidyl modification to diphthamide
Molecular function (GO): diphthine synthase activity
Source: RefSeq, a predicted model, not a curated record